Cynocephalus volans (Philippine flying lemur) is the source of this 4391-nucleotide messenger RNA. It is a transcript of the gene MBTPS2, whose product is annotated as membrane bound transcription factor peptidase, site 2. The transcript is spliced from 11 exons. Gene Ontology annotation, molecular function: protein binding; metalloendopeptidase activity. Gene Ontology annotation, biological process: membrane protein intracellular domain proteolysis; regulation of response to endoplasmic reticulum stress. The record is from RefSeq and is a predicted model, not a curated record. Lineage: Eukaryota; Metazoa; Chordata; Mammalia; Dermoptera; Cynocephalidae. Gene Ontology annotation, cellular component: cytoplasm; membrane. The coding region runs from base 115 to 1671 and encodes 518 amino acids.
GCGGCUUGGUUCCCGCUCGCAUGCUGGGGCUCUAAGGGGUCGAGCGGUUUGCUGGUUACGGCUCGCAGGGAGAAGGACGCCGGGGCUUUCCUUCCCUCCUCUGCCGCCGCCGCCAUGAUUCCGGUGUCGCUGGUGGUGGUAGUGGUGGGUGGCUGGACUGCUGUCUACCUGACCGACUUGGUGCUGAAGUCAUCUGUAUAUUUUAAACAUUCUUAUGAAGACUGGCUGGAAAACAACGGAUUGAGCAUCUCUCCUUUUCACAUAAGAUGGCAAACUGCUGUUUUCAAUCGUGCCUUUUACAGUUGGGGACGGCGGAAAGCAAGGAUGCUUUACCAGUGGUUCAAUUUUGGAAUGGUGUUUGGCGUAAUUGCCAUGUUUAGCUCUUUUUUCCUCCUUGGAAAAACGCUGAUGCAAACUUUGGCUCAAAUGAUGGCUGACUCCCCCUCUUAUUCCUCCUCCUCAUCCUCCUCCUCCUCCUCUUCCUCCUCCUCUUCUUCAUCCUCUUCCUCCUCCUCCUCUCUUCACAAUGAACAGGUGUUACAAGUUGUGGUUCCUGGUAUAAAUUUACCCGUCAACCAACUGACCUAUUUCUUCGCUGCAGUCCUCAUUAGUGGUGUUGUACAUGAAAUUGGACAUGGGAUAGCAGCUAUUAGGGAACAAGUUCGAUUUAAUGGCUUUGGGAUUUUUCUCUUCAUUAUUUAUCCUGGAGCAUUUGUUGAUCUGUUCACCACUCAUUUGCAACUUAUAUCACCAGUCCAGCAGCUGAGGAUAUUUUGUGCAGGUAUCUGGCAUAAUUUCGUCCUUGCAUUAUUGGGUAUUUUAGCUCUUGUUCUCCUCCCGGUAAUUCUCUUGCCAUUUUACUACACUGGAGUUGGGGUGCUUAUCACUGAAGUUGCUGAGGACUCACCUGCCAUUGGACCCAGAGGCCUUUUUGUGGGAGACCUUGUCACCCAUCUACAGGAUUGUCCUGUUACUAAUGUGCAAGAUUGGAAUGAAUGUCUAGAUACCAUUGCCUAUGAGCCCCAAAUUGGUUACUGUAUAAGUGCAUCAACUUUACAGCAGUUAAGCUUCCCAGUUAGAGCAUACAAACGGCUAGAUGGUUCCACUGAAUGCUGUAACAAUCACAGCCUCACAGAUGUGUGCUUUUCCUACAGAAAUAAUUUUAAUAAGCGUUUGCAUACAUGUCUGCCUGCCCGGAAAGCAGUUGAAGCCACCCAAGUUUGUAGAACCAAUAAGGAUUGUAAAAAAAGCUCAAGUUCAAGUUUCUGUAUAACACCUUCUUUGGAAACUCACACUCGCUUAAUAAAAGUGAAACAUCCACCUCAAAUUGAUAUGUUAUACGUAGGACAUCCACUGCAUCUUCACUACACAGUGAGCAUCACCAGUUUUAUCCCACGUUUCAACUUUCUGAGUAUAGAUCUGCCAGUGGUUGUGGAGACAUUUGUCAAGUACCUGAUUUCCCUCUCAGGAGCUCUGGCUAUUGUUAAUGCAGUGCCCUGCUUUGCUUUGGACGGACAGUGGAUUUUAAACUCUUUCCUGGAUGCCACCCUUACCUCAGUGGUUGGAGACAAUGAUGUCAAAGAUCUAAUAGGAUUUUUCAUCUUGCUUGGUGGCAGUGUACUUUUGGCUGCCAACGUUACCCUAGGACUCUGGAUGGUUACAGCACGGUAAUAUUUGCACUCAUGUGACAGAAUCUUUGAGUUACAGUAUGCAGCUAUGUGGUAAUAUCCAUUGCCAUUGAAAUCCUUACUUGGUAUGAAAUAUAAACUGUUCCCUUAAAACUACAUCGUAACCAACAACUUUGAGCUCCUCUUAUAUCCAGAGUACCCAAACUCUGCAGUGAGGGAUGAGCAGGAGAAUUAAAAGGCAUAGUCCCUCAUUGCAUUUUACUUUUACAGACUGAAUGUACACACUUCAGAUGCUUGUGGAACAAUUUCUAAACAAGUGCAAAUGUAUGUAAUACCAUUUUGUGUGACUGCAUAUCGUGUUGAAAUAAUAUAAAGGAGAACAGAAUUGGGUGGAAUUAAUCAUGAAAAACUUCUUGAAAAAGCAUCAUUAAUCAAGAUUUGAAGGAGACCUUCCACUUUGGCCAAGUGGAAGGAUGAGUGUUUUCUUGGCCUAUAUCUCUUGUCCUUUUCUUGUUUGAAAAGUAUUUUAAAACUUAAUGUGUAUUAUUUUAUAUUCUGAAAACUGACGUCUGGAUACAAUUAAAUUAGUAAGAUUCUAUAAAAGAAUCUGCUGACAUGAAAGGGAAAAUCUUUGUAACAUCAUGCCAAAUAAACAAACAAGAAGUAGGGCCUAUGAUAUCAUGAGGCGUGUUUUGCCCCACAAGAGUUGCCUCUUUGAUAAUGUCUCCACCCCCUCACAAAGCAGCACUAGCCUUGACAUUAAGAGUGAGCUGCAGGAAGUGUCUCACCAGCAGCAUGUGAGCUGAGGCAGUUAGGGUUGAACCUCAGAACUGAGCCUGGUCUUACAGACCACAGGGUCUUCAGCAGUCCUGGUUACCAUUCUUGAGAGAGUUUUGAAGCUUGGAACUCUUCCAGGGUAGACAUUUUCUCUUGUGCUGCUGAGGCCUUCUGGGGCCUAGCUCCUAGGUUCCUGUCUUCAAGAAGCAACAACCAAAAACCCUGAGCCAUACUCUGUCCUCACCAGCAGCUCCCAUGUUUCUCUGUGUCGGGUGAUUAAACACCUAGUCCUUGCUUUCCAUCUCUCCCCUAAGCUACCUCUGUGGGUCCGCAGAAGACUUGGUAGUAUAGUGAGAAUGGCUACACACGAGUACAAGUGUGGAUUUGCCAGAGCCUGGGAACUGACUUGAACCCAAAAGAGCCACACCUAGUUUGAGGUCUUGUCGAGUGGAAAUGCAGCCCUGGGAAAUUUUGGAAGUCAACAAACCAGUGUGAAGUUGUUGGUCUUAGAAGUGUAUGAACAUGCUGUCUCUGAUGAAAAAUACAUGUUUCUCUCAUACACUCAAAAGUGAUAAAAGGCAAUAACUCAUUAAUAGCCAUGUAGCCAGCUUCUUCACUCAGUGAGGCAUUCCAUGGGGUUACCUUUUUUAGAUCACCGAGUUGCUCUUUAAACACUAAAACUUUUUAAUCAUUUUAAGAAACUCUUUUUAGAUUGUAUUACAAAUUUGCUUUCUUAAAACAAAUUAUAUAUUGAAUAUAAUUUUAACAUUUUAUUAUUGACUCAGGUCAUCAGUUAAUACCAGUACUAAAACCAUACAAAUUAUUGGUUUAUCCCAGAAAGUAUGGCAUUUGUUCUAUUCUUAGGUAGACAGUCAUUCAGGAUCAAAAUGUAUUUGCAUAGUAACGUUAAGACCUGUUCAGGUAGUAGAGUUUUGGGAAUGCCAUGAACUACUUAUAUAAUUAAUUCAGUUACAUGAACUAAGCAAUUUACUAAUUAAAUGUUGUAUAUGUGCAAGCCAAUUUUUAAAAAACAAAAAUUUUUAAUAGAGGAAAUUCUAUUCAUUAACUUCUUUUUCUAGGUUUAAAAAAAAAAUCUCACUUUAUUUUAGCUGUUAAAUGUCUUGGUCUGUUGAUCUAUCGGGUCAGGGUUUGGGAACCACUCUACUAGGAAAUUGAGCAGAUCAGUACCAUUUGUAUAGAAGUGGCCUCAUUGUGGAAGAAAGGAAAUAUUGUUGUUUCUUCAGCUUGAUUGUGGGCACUUCUAGAGCAAGGACCAUGUCAUAUUUAUCUUUGCAUCCCUGGCACGGUGCAUGAGACAUCAAAAGUACCUAAUAAAUGUGGUUGAAUGGAUAAUGAUUAGUGUUAUUUAUGGAUUAGAAAAGCAUGUUUCUAUUUAAGUAAGCUAUAAAAAGUACUAUUGACUAUUUACUGUAAAUAUAUGUUAACAUAAAAAAAUAACCUGGUCUUGUGUCCCUGGUGUAUUAUCAUCUUUAUGGAAAGAAUCCAUUUUGGUUUCUGUAGAGUGAUUAGAAAAAUGAAUUAUUUUAAGGAUUUGAAGAAAGUGCUCAUUCUGUGUUGUCACUUUGUUCAACAGUAAAACUUUAUUCUGUGUUCCUACUCUGCAUUGUUUACAAGUUUGAGAGUUCUUUUUUUAAUCACCUACAAUCUUAAAAAUGUAUAUAUUCUUUUCAGCAUCUCAGUUUGGUCAAGCUAAAUUUGACCUUUUGAUAAUCACUCUUAUAGGUCAUUGUCUGUUCUAACAGCAAAUUGUAAACAUGUGCUUCGUAGAUAUGUGGCUCUCAGUCAUCAUUUUGUCCUAUGAUAUUUAUUGAAUGUCCACAUAGUAAUGGUGCACAGGUAUUUUUUUCUAUAAAUCUUUUGACUGUGUUGUAAUUCAUUCUUAAGCUUUAACUUGAAGAUAUCAUUAUUGCCAGCAUUUGAUGUUUAGCAAUAAAAGCAUAAAUGUGUACCAGCAUUUUAUGUUAA